Daldinia decipiens is the source of this 3825-nucleotide messenger RNA. RefSeq names its product DUF747-domain-containing protein. NCBI's taxonomy places the organism in Eukaryota, Fungi, Ascomycota, Sordariomycetes, Xylariales, Hypoxylaceae. Gene Ontology annotation, cellular component: endoplasmic reticulum membrane. The record is from RefSeq and is a predicted model, not a curated record. The transcript is spliced from 2 exons. The coding region runs from base 286 to 3318 and encodes 1010 amino acids. Gene Ontology annotation, biological process: maintenance of protein localization in endoplasmic reticulum.
GUUCUGGACCCUGCGGAAUUUCCUCUAACAUGGCUACAACUUGGCUUCCUUAUCCAUAUUCCAUUACAUCUAUCACGGUUAGUUAUAAGGCCGACGACAAAAGAAUAGACAGGCAAACAACUACCAAUCCAUAUAGAAUUACUUCAUUACUUCACUUAAAACACCGUCAACUAUUUUAGAGGCUCUGCAUUUUCAUGGCCAGCAUUCACUACGCAUUUGAAGGGCGUUAGAAUCAAGUAUGACCGUGGAGGCGAUGGGUUUAUCGAGAACGACAUCAUCCCCUUCAUGCAGGAAUCAAACAUGCGAGACCCAAGCGUUACUAGGAUUUUCAAUGAUAGCCACGAUGAUAACCCUACGGGCUUGCGGGAGGCUACCGACGAAAGAUCCGGGAGAAGUAUAAUGAGAGAGGAACAAUAUCGAGAUAAUUCUAUAGUCAGAACGACAUCAAAAUACCCAACUCUUCCAACCGACCCGUUCCCUUCUCUUGAGAUUACUGCUUCUACUCCCGUCACCCCCAAAUUCGAGAAACGCGAGCCGAGCUACGAUAUGAGCAGUGUAACCGAGAAACUUACUACAAAUAGAAAUGGUAUAUCGAGCAGCAUCGUCAAUGGACACACAUCGCCUACUACAACAUAUAGCAGCGCAGAUAGAUCCGUUUCUAGUCGAUCUACCGAUACCACAGCCAAAUCGAGUACACAUUCGGUCUCCAAAUCGGCUACGAAGAAGCCAAGCCACGAGAGUGUUAGGAAGCUUUCUGCUUCCCAGAUGCAGGCUUUGACCUCGUCGCCCGAUUCGCUACCAAUCGCUGUCGUUCCUCCCCAGCCUCCCCAGCGCAAACCAAACGGUACCGAGUAUCCUAUGUCCGCUGGUGUUGCCGAGUCUAUAUCUCGCCCAUCAAUGUCAGAUCAGUUACGAGGUAGUGCCCAGAUGUCAGCCGCAGAUAAAGAUACAUUAUUGCCAGCAUAUCACGAUGCUCCGAGGACAGCAGCAGAUUUCAGACGACCCCCUUCCUCGUCACGAACGCUUUCUAGCCCGCCCAUUAAUAGGAGGUCUUCAACCGGCCCUCCUGUAAUGGAAUCGAAUACUAUAAGGCGAAAUUCCUUUAACCCUCUUCCUCGCCCUCCCCCCCUAAACCUUUCAUCCGCUGCGUCAAAGCCUCCCGUGUCUCCUCCGAAACCAGAUCGACCAGACCUACCGCCGUCUCCUGUACCACCCACGAUACCUCUCCCGCCCAUGUCUCUCCCCACCCAUCUCCAACUCGAACUAGCUGGUCAACGACCCAGUCCUCUUUAUAUACAUCGUUCCCACGCCGCAGAUGUUCCAUACGAAUCCAGCGCUGUCAAGUUCGAACGGCUUUUGAAUGCUCUCCUCUUACCCCCCUACCUAGAACGUGUCUUGACCUUCGGCACUCUAGCAUGCCUCGAUGCGUGGCUAUACACAUUCACCAUUUUACCUAUAAGGUUCCUAAUUGCUCUCGGCGUCCUUGUAAAAUGGUGGGCAUACGUAAUUGGGAAGGAAGCACGGUGGGUUGUCGGCUAUGUCUGGCAAGGCACUUGGCGCCUCUGGCAAAGAGGAAGGAGAGGUAGAUUCAAGUCACGAACCCGAUCUGACAGUAGCCGGGCGGCUAGCGAGUCGGAGAGGAGCCAGAGUCGAGCGAGGGUAAGUAGCUCCAGCACCAUCCAGAAUGGUGCCACGCGACGUCACACUUCAUCCGAGACCAUGGGUAUGUCUACCCAAGACGCCUCUCGGCUAGGCAGCAACGGUGUAUUCCAUCCACCGAAGCAUCCAAUGCCCAGAUCUGGCGGGUUUCGCCAUCGGAGGACAAAGUCUAUGCCCUCGAACCUGACCUCUUACAACAAAGCCGACCUCCUCCAAGGCUUCGUGCUCGUGUGCAGCUCCUUGGCGUUGAUGAACCUUGACGCCAGCCGAAUGUAUCACUUUAUUCGCGCUCAGUCUUCGAUGAAACUCUACGUCAUUUACAAUAUUCUCGAGGUCGGCGACCGCCUUCUCUCGGCCCUCGGUCAAGACGUCUUGGAGUGUCUCUUCAGUUCCGAGACCCUAUCAAGAAAUAGCUCCGGGCGAUCUAAAGUCCUUCUCCCCUUCGGGAUGUUCAUACUCUCGCUAAUAUAUAAUAUCGUUCACACCGUGUGUUUAUUCUACCAAGUCAUCACAUUGAACGUUGCUGUAAACUCAUACUCGAAUUCUCUUCUUAGUCUUUUAAUAUCCAAUCAAUUCGUGGAAAUUAAAGGGAGCGUUUUCAAGAGAAUCGAAAAGGAGAAUCUUUUCCAGUUGACCUGUUCGGACGUGGUUGAGCGGUUUCAGUUGUGGAUUAUUCUAUUGAUCAUUGGUAUGAGAAACGUCGUGGAGGUAGGAGGCCUGUCCGUGCUGGGAGCCGGAAGUGAGAUAGAUGGCGGAGCUGCAAAACACGGUCCAGUCCAUACCAGCUCAAGCCUGCCCAAUAGUUUCACUGUGUUGCCGUCAUGGAUACUCUCCGGCGAGGUACUCUCCCCUUUUCUCGUCGUCAUAGGUAUCGAGAUGAUGGUGGAUUGGACAAAACAUGCAUUCAUUAAUAAAUUCAACAAUGUCAAGCCGGCCCUCUACAGCAGGAUGUUAGAUAUCUUAUGUAAGGAUUACUAUACCAAUGCAUUUUCGGCUCCAUCGCUGACUCGGCGACUGGGCUUACCACUAUUGCCGUUAUCGUGCCUCUUCAUCCGGGCCUCGAUCCAGGUAUACCACAUGUUCCUCGCCACGCAUAUCAACCCUCCAAUUCCGACGUCGACCACGGAGCUUUCGGUAGAGUCUUCAACACCGUCUUCGCCUGCGAUGAUUGCCGCACUAGAGCAUUUAGAUACACUUCUUAGGAACGCUCUAGGUCGUGCGGUAUAUGGAAAUCCAUAUGGAUCGUCCCAGACCCGUUCAUUCCUAGCUUUCUCUUCGGAUGACGCCAUUGCCCUUCUCACAAUGGUUAUCUUCUUCUUUCUCACCUGGAUUGUACUUCUUAUCGUGAAGCUCCUCCUGGGCAUGGCUCUUCUACGGUAUUCCAAGGAGCGGUACGCUGUGAUGAAGCGAAAGGAACACGCAGUAGCGACUGGUAAGGCAGAGUCUGAGAAUUUCUCACAACUGGGGAAGCGUGUUGGUUCAUGGGGCGCUGUCGAGGUUGGGGACGAUCGUAGAAAAUGGAUAUACGAGGACGAUAAGGAAGGACUGAAGAAAAUGCGUGAACGAGAGCGGAAGACGGAGGAGAAAUUCAAAGAGAAGGGUGACGAUGGGCUUUCUAAGGUGAUGAGGUACGAGAUGGUGGCUAAAAGGAUAUGGUGAAUGAUAGAGGGGGGACGAGGGGGGACGAGGGGGUCGUUAUGAUUUGACCUCAUUUUCUCCGAGUCAUAGCGUUAAGUCUACUGCAUUGUACUGUAUUGUAUUGUACUAAACACUACUACUACAUGAUAUUUGCAUUGUAUGGCGGUUGGCAUUACUUUUGAGCGUUACAGGUACCUAUGUAGGUAGCAUCUUAGUGCCAUGGUGCCAGAAUUACUACCUAAGGUACAUAGGCUAACUAGGGAUCUAUUCAGGGGCAUACCAGUCUAGCCGUGCAGCUGCAUACAUAUAGUUACAACAUGCACGUUGACUCUGGUAUCUGUAUAAGUCUACGGCCCGCUCGAACUUUAAUUAGUUACCUCCCAUCGUUCCUGCGUUAUCCUAUGGGGGUAGUUACCCGGGCAGAUGGCAUGAACAGAAGAGUUCUACUAGAAGCUUAAUUUAUGUCUACCUACACGUUAGGUACCUACCUUUUAACACCUGAAGUAUCAAGUUUCCAACUAAGGUUCA